UAAAUAACGUGUAGAUUGAUUUCAGAAUGCAAACAUUAAACACAAAUGAAUCUCUUAAUUGUGGGAAUCCCACCAAUGCCUCAAACUGAUCUCUUUUCAUGCUUGGUGUUUCUUCUCUUGCUUUUUGUGAGUGUUUCAUCUUCGGCUGCUGUUGUUGCGUCUUCAAACGAUGAAGGCAACGGCCUGCUGACAUGGAAGUCUACGUUUCAGAACAAAAAUAACCCACUCCUGGUUUCAUGGAAAAACGCUUCCCAAAAUGGUAGCCGCCCUUGUGAAGAUAAAUGGGCUGGAAUUCAAUGUGUUAAUGGAAGAGUCAACCGGUUGAACUUGUCGGAGUUAGGAAUCAAUGGUACUCUCAAGAGCUUCCCCUUUAAAUCUCUCUCAAAUCUAGAAUAUUUCGAAAUCAGUUUAAAUAACAUCUCAGGAAACAUACCACCCCAAAUUGGCAAUCUGUCCAAACUCAUCUACCUGGACAUGUCGGCCAAUUAUUUGUCUGGAGGAAUCCCUCCCCAGAUUGGCCUUUUAAACAGACUCCAGACCCUUCAUCUGAAUGAAAAUUCUUUAGGGGGUCAUAUUCCCGAUGAAAUCGGCAACUUGACUUCUCUUGUUGAGCUUGCUUUGUAUAUAAAUAACAUAGGCGGAGCAAUACCUGCUACGCUUGGCAUGUUGAACAGCUUGAACUCUUUGUAUCUCUAUGAAACCUCUCUUUCUGGAGCUCUUCCUCCCGAGCUCGGGAAAAUUGCCAAUCUUUCUCUUCUUUACGUGGACACUAACAAGCUAGAGGGGCCCAUCCCCCCGGAGCUCGGAAACCUCUCACAACUACAGGUGCUGUAUAUGUUCGACAAUAAUUUGAACGGUCAAAUCCCAUCUUCGUUAGGACGACUAAAUUCACUCUUGGAACUCAGCUUGUUCGGGAAUAAUUUGACCGGUCCAAUCCCAUCUUCGUUGGGUCAACUCGAGAACCUCUCCCUCCUCCACCUUUAUGACAACAACCUGAGCGGCGCCAUACCACUAGAGUUUGGAAAUCUAACGAACCUCAAGGAUCUUGCAGUGAGCAACAAUCAGCUCACCGGCGAAAUCCCAACUUCCUUCGCCAAACUAAAGAAUUUGGAAUAUUUGUAUCUGGAUAGUAACCAUCUUUCCGGUCCCAUUCCACGUGACGUCUUAGGUGCACUGCAAAAACUGACCGAACUCCAAAUGGAUAUCAACCGAUUCAAUGGAUCUAUACCAGAUACUAUAUGCAAAGGUGGGAAAAUCGAGCAUCUCACGUUGAGUAACAACAGUCUCUCUGGGCCUAUUCCAACCAGCAUGCAAAGCUGCUCGAGCCUACACCGUCUUCGUUUGGACAACAAUCGGCUCACCGGAAACCUCUCUGGCUUCUUUGGCAUCUAUACCAAUUUAGCGUAUAUGAACGUGAGCCACAACCUACUUCAAGGAGAACUUCCUCAACUUCCCCACCCGGAAUCUUUCAAGUCUUUAAACGCUCUCGAUUUCUCAUACAAUAACUUGACUGGAGAAAUACCCUCAUCUCUGGGAAGUUUACCAAACUUGACCGCCCUGAGCAUGAGCCACAACUCUCUCAAUGGAAAAAUCCCAUCUUCCUUCAGAAAUAUUAUGAAUUGGUUUCACGUUGACUUAUCGUACAACAAUCUAACAUGUGAGAUUCCGAACACCCCAGCUUUCAAGAAUGCCACACUCAAGGGAAAUAAUAUAUGUUUGUGUGGUGAUAAUAGGGACAUCAAUCCUUGUGGCGAUAACAAUGGAACGGGUUGCAACCGGUGUUAGAACUCAUAAAGCCGGCCAAGAAGGAAGAAUACUACUAUAUUUAGCUUACUUGUUUGAAAGUGGUCUUAUGUGUUAAGCUUUUAUAUAUGUGUGCACCAUAGUAUUCACAAUAUUUCAGCUCGUGUACUUCAUCUUUUUUCUUUUUGGGCAAUAAAUUUGGGCUAUACAGAUAUGGCUCGCUCAUUGUUUUCAAGUUAAGAAAUUGACAUUUAUGUCUUAAUUAUACUACGUACAUCUUUCAUUAUUGUGCAAAUCAGAGUCUUUUC
Molecule: messenger RNA, 2051 nt
Organism: Cuscuta epithymum
Lineage: Eukaryota; Viridiplantae; Streptophyta; Magnoliopsida; Solanales; Convolvulaceae
Source: the annotation of a GenBank genome assembly